AAUGCAAACUCUGAUGUGGAAAAGUUUAAUUGGUGAUUUUCCAUACGUAUACUGCAAUAAACUAAAGGCCGACGAGAAGAAGCUGUGUUACGCCGUGUGCGGGAGAGAGACGGAGAACAAGUUGCUGUUGCAGAUCAGCGAAGCCGACCAAGUGUCCGACUUUGAAAGGAUUCUUAAUUCUAAUGCGGUACUCUGGGACCGCGCUCGACGGCAAGUGUGGCGAGGCACCGUACCGGCCCACACCCCUUCGGCUUCGCUGCUUCCGCGACCUCGCUCGACCUACUCCCUCCGCACAGUAAGCCAGGCUUACCACACCUUGUUCUACCAGCACGAGGAAUCCCUCCAGCAACUCAUCGAUCGAUACCGGCAAGAAGCGGCCGAUCAAAACAAGAAGUCCACAACGAGCUUACUAGAUAGCAAUUGGUUCGAGAACCUUACAGGUCUCACGGAGUUUUACGAAGACGAUCCGACGCUGCAAGAGGAAAUCGAAACGAUCACUGAUCGUAUAAUAGCCGAGGCAGCCCAGACUGAGGGCGGGGCCGCGAGCACACGUAAUAACUUUAAUGUUAAUUUGGCUGGACUAAUUAGUUUGCACGUGAACGGCGAGGGCGUAUCCCCGACCUUUCGCGACGACCUUGGUCCGUCGCCCGAAGUGGAAAAAACUGACGACGACAAGGAAUGGCUCUCCCCGAUUAUGAGUGCAAACUCUGUUGAUCGCCAUUUGCAGGAGAGCACGAAUAUCGACCGCUUGGCGCAGGACUUGAAUACGGUCCAAAUUGAUUGCGAUGGGAAGGUGCCGACAAUAACGUUCAGCAAUUGUUGCGAAGGCCGCGACCAGGCUGGCAAUCCGAACAAUAACGACGUCGUCAUUCACCUCGCCGUGCCCUCUACUGAGAGCACCGAUGAGGCGCGCCCGCCUAUGAUGUGACUACAUUGCGCCAUCCGGU
Pararge aegeria (speckled wood butterfly) is the source of this 947-nucleotide messenger RNA. RefSeq lists its product as uncharacterized. The transcript has 2 exons. Lineage: Eukaryota; Metazoa; Arthropoda; Insecta; Lepidoptera; Nymphalidae. The record is from RefSeq and is a predicted model, not a curated record. Bases 2 to 928 code for a protein of 308 amino acids.